Messenger RNA from Microbotryum saponariae, 666 nucleotides. The record is from the annotation of a GenBank genome assembly. Lineage: Eukaryota; Fungi; Basidiomycota; Microbotryomycetes; Microbotryales; Microbotryaceae.
AUGCAACCGAUGCAAUCGCUCGCUCUCUUGGUGCUCGCGCUCGCUCCUGGUCUCGCGUCGGCGCUUUCCAUCGGUUAGUGGACGAGAUUGCAUAAACCGAUCCGGUUGCAGAGCCUAUCACGCUCACUAGAUGUUGGUUUAACAAAUCCUUUGAAUUGCCUUCAUCCACACCUACUUUGGGCAAUUCGUUGUCGCAGCUUCUCCGUCGCUUUACACUUGCCAGGUAAGGAACUUGUUGGCCGGACCGACGGUCCUUUUGGAGUCGGUCACCGGCCAGUUACUGACCCCUCACAUAUAACCUACAUCACUUUGAUGCCUUGCUACACAGCUUACGGCCUACCAAACUACGUGCGUGAAUGGACCUUGCAACAUCCACUGUGCGUUGCACGGCCAGUGUCCUCAUCCACAGUCCCCUAUUCGGGCGCUGACGCGCCGGAAUGGCCUUGAACGAUCACAGUACGUGACGCGUCGUCGCAGCAAGACCUCUGGACCAAGACAAAUAUCUCUUCUGGAACGUACACUAUUUCUUGGGAGCCGAAUGUGGCCGCUGUUAGUCAUAUGAAUGCCAAGAGCUGGUUGAUCUCCGCUCCUUUUUCACUAACGAGAAACGAGCCCCGUACUUUUCCUCCUCGGGUGGGUUACUCCUGUUUCAGGGGACUAAAGUGA